Messenger RNA from Eurytemora carolleeae, 410 nucleotides. RefSeq lists its product as uncharacterized. The record is from RefSeq and is a predicted model, not a curated record. The transcript has 3 exons. Lineage: Eukaryota; Metazoa; Arthropoda; Copepoda; Calanoida; Temoridae. Bases 18 to 377 code for a protein of 119 amino acids.
UGUAGUAGUGUUAGACAAUGGAAUUUGACUUGAUACUUCUGUUUUUAUUAGCUGCUUUACCCCGGCUUAUUAUAUCAGGAUCUGUCUGUGAUUCUAAAGAGGCAGUGAACGUUUUUGCUGAAAAAUUUGUCGCCAACAAUAAACUUGUUUGUGGAAACUAUUCUGAAAUAAUUGGAAACAACUUGACUGUGGAGGGGUCAAACAACUCAAUUACUGGAAACAUUAAUAGUAUCAACGGCAACAACAAUAGGAUAACUGGUAACCAAGCAGUUGUUGUUGGUAGCUUCAACAAACUAAUGGGGAAAGCUCUUUCAGUUGUUGGAAAUUCAAACUCUUUAGCUGGACAGUUCAGCAUAGUCAAAGGCAAGGAUAGUUAGUGCAGACCUUGGAAUCGUAAAUACCAAUUAAAC